GUAAAUGAUAAGACGAAAUUCAACAUGGCCGAUAGCAAGUCAAAGAAAACCACAUUUGGACAAAUGUAGCCAAUAUAUCCGUAAUAUACUUCACUUUGAGAGUAGUUUUUUAAAAUAUAUGAUAUAUAGCUAAUGUGGUUGAUUUGUGUUUUGCAAUAGUUUAGCUACUCAUGACUUCACAUAAUUGUUUGGUCAUUAGCUAGCUGACAUUUUUCGAAUAGCUGGCUACAACGCUAACGUUAGCAAGCCACCAACAACAAGCCUGCAAUUUUUUUCGCCGUGAGGACAUGUGCUAGCUAGCUGGGAGGUGGACAAGUGUCGCUCCGAUUCAUUUAUGGAUUUCCAAGCUAUUACUUUGAGACGCCCGUUCUUUUAAUUAGACGGCUUCGUAUGCUAGGUACUUUGGCUCGAAGGUUGCUGCUUAGUUUGGGGCUCGGGUGGAGUCUGUCACUGAUAGCAUUUUUUUGUCAGGUAACUAACUAGCUAGCCGGCUUUAGUUUGUGUUAUUGACACAAACGACCAGAGAGCACACCGCUAGUUGCAGAAAGGUCUAAAGGAACUGAGCCCUUCUACGUGGAAAAAUAGCUAACAUGGAUCCGAAGCGUGGAUACAACAGAAGACAUCAAAACAGCAGCGAUUCGAGCAGUAACAGCCCGGGGUCGCCUGCCAGUCCUGCACCGGGAGUCAGCAAAGCAGCGGCGGGCAAUUCAUUUGCCAAUGAUGGAAGUUUUAUGGAGAUGUUCAAGAAAAAAAUGGAGGAAGAGAAAAGGAAAAAAGAAAUGGACCAAGAUAAAAGUACUGCUGACGAAGGACAGUCGACACAGGAAAAGAAGACUCCAAGUGUGACCAGCUUUGUAAGGGGUUUGGCAGUUGUUAGCUAGAGAUUGUAGCCAAUGGCAAUGUCUCAAUUAACAAAUUACAAACAUGAUUUUGUUUUUUAUCCACCACACACAGCUCACGUUAGUGAAGAGCUGCACUGCAGUGUCACCAAGGAUUAACCUGAAAUCCACAUCUGGUCUAGAAAUUGGAAAGCAUUCAUUAGCUACUCAAAUAAUUUUUCCCGUGAUAACAUAGGCUUGUUCUGUGUUCUCUCGUCUUGUAUAGUCUCCAUCAUUGGCAGUCCACCCGCAAGGGCUCGUAUAACGGUUUCAGUCUUCUAUCCCCUAACCCAGGUGGGGAAGCGCAGAGGUGGCUCUAAAUUGGCGCUCAAGACUGGCAUGGUUGCGAAGAAACCGAAAGUGGAUCCUGAGGUUCAAUAAAUAUAUUUUCCAGAUUGUCUUCAUUAAAUACCACUUGUGUCCUCUAAGCCAUUGUCUAAUUAUUUAUUCUGUUUUCCAGAUGGAGGGCAAGGGGGAUGCCUGGACAAAAUACAUGGCAGAGGUGAAAAAGUAUAAAGCCCACCAGUGUGGCGAUGAUGACAAAACCAGGCCUCUGGUCAAAUAGACUCUGGAGGACCUUUUAGAAAGAACAAUAAACAGGAAUUGGGACAGCCAUCAAACCUUCUGCCAGACUUUUUACUCAUUACAGCUGUAGAAUUUGUCACCUAUUUAAUAUUUGUUUAAUCUUGUUUUUCCAGUUUCCUUUUUGGGUUUAAAUGAAUGUCAGCUUGUGUGCUGUGUGGGGCAAUAGUAGUUUGAUGUGGAGUUAAAAAGGCUUUUGGGACUGUAUUGGAGUACAUUAAUGGUCCUGGUUGAUUAUUUAAGGUUUAUACUGUCAGGAUUGUAGCUCCUGGAUUAAGUCAUGAGUUAUUUUCUGAGUUCGGUUGAGAUAUGGCAUUUGAUGUCAGCUAAAUCAAAGUUGAAAUUAUAAGCACCGCCCAUUGACCUGUGUGUUGUGCCUUGGGUGUGUUGGCUUUGUCUGGACCCCUAACCCUAAAGAACCUCUGCUGGUUCAACCUCAGUCUGGAGGAAGCACAGAAAGUUGUGCAGCCUUGAGUGUUGAUUCGUUUGCCUUUUUGGGCUGCUUCAGAUAAGCAACCGUCAGGCAGUUUCUCCUGUUUGUUACCCCUGUCAAAUAAACUUUUGAUUAAUCAGACUCCAUUCCUUUACUCCAGGUAGCAUGGUAAAGUGUUUCUUGGCAAUACUGACCAUUUGUGGAUUUUAAGAGCCGAUAUUGAGACUUAGUUCCACCCACUCUGAUAUACUUUUACUAACUUUCCACUAUGUGGAUGUUACUGGCUUGUUUUCCAUUUUUAUAGGUUAUGUAGUGUUGUAGCACUUCAUAAAAGCGAGUGAAGGCACAAGACAUGAGGGAACAGACUUACCCAUG
This is a messenger RNA of Coregonus sp. 'balchen', 2268 nucleotides long. NCBI's taxonomy places the organism in Eukaryota, Metazoa, Chordata, Actinopteri, Salmoniformes, Salmonidae. The record is from the annotation of a GenBank genome assembly.